Molecule: messenger RNA, 6489 nt
Organism: Miniopterus natalensis
Lineage: Eukaryota; Metazoa; Chordata; Mammalia; Chiroptera; Miniopteridae
Source: RefSeq, a predicted model, not a curated record
AUGACGGAAUCAGCCGAUGUCAGUAAGAAACUUCACAAGUCAGUGUUGUUAUCCCAAAGCCAGGAAGUAAGCACAGGCUUCGUGGAUGUUAUAAAGGUGGCGACAGACAAGGUUGCAGAAAAGCUGAGUUCUACUCUCUCAUGGGUGAAGAACACAGUAUCAUAUACAGUCAAUCAGAUGGCCAGUCAGGUGGCAAGUCCAUCUGCUUCAUUACCCACCACAUCCUCGUCUACCACACUGUCAACGCCAGCCCUUUCACCAUCUUCCCCGUCACAGCUGAGUCCAGACGACCUCGAGCUCCUGGCUAAACUGGAGGAACAAAAUAGAUUGCUAGAGACGGAUAGUAAGUCUUUGAAAUCUGUAAAUGGGUCAAGAAGAAACAGUGGCUCCUCCCUUGUGUCAAGUUCAUCAGCCUCUAGCAACCUUAGCCACCUUGAAGAAGAUUCUUGGAUACUUUGGGGAAGAAUUGUUAAUGAAUGGGAAGAUGUUCGUAAAAAGAAGGAAAAGCACGUUAAGGAACUUGUUCGUAAAGGGAUACCCCACCAUUUUAGAGCAAUAGUUUGGCAACUUCUUUGCAGUGCACAAAGUAUGCCAAUCAAGGAUCAGUACUCAGAACUUCUGAAAAUGACUUCGCCUUGUGAAAAAUUGAUCCGAAGGGACAUUGCUAGAACUUAUCCCGAACACAAUUUUUUUAAGGAAAAAGAUAGCUUUGGACAGGAGGUUUUAUUUAAUGUAAUGAAGGCAUAUUCUUUAGUGGAUCGUGAGGUUGGUUACUGUCAAGGAAGUGCUUUUAUAGUUGGAUUGUUGCUUUUGCAGAUGCCAGAAGAGGAAGCUUUCUGUGUAUUUGUUAAAUUAAUGCAAGAUUAUAGACUUCGUGAACUUUUUAAACCAAGUAUGGCAGAAUUGGGCCUUUGUAUGUACCAGUUUGAAUGCAUGAUACAGGAACAUCUUCCAGAGCUCUUUGUACAUUUUCAGUCUCAGAGUUUUCAUACCUCAAUGUAUGCAUCAUCCUGGUUUCUGACUAUCUUUCUUACAACUUUUCCACUACCAGUUGCAACUAGGAUAUUUGAUAUCUUUAUGUCUGAGGGUUUAGAAAUAGUGUUUCGAGUAGGAUUAGCACUUCUUCAGAUGAAUCAGGCAGAACUGAUGCAACUCGACAUGGAAGGGAUGUUACAGCACUUUCAGAAGGUCAUCCCACAUCAGUUUGAUGGAGGUCCAGACAAGUUAAUCCAGGCAGCUUACCAAGUCAAGUAUAACUCAAAAAAAAUGAAAAAGCUUGAAAAGGAAUACACUACAAUAAAAACUAAAGAAAUGGAAGAGCAAGUUGAAAUUAAAAGGUUACGCACAGAAAAUAGACUUUUAAAACAACGCAUUGAAACAUUAGAAAAAGAAAGUGCUUCCUUGGCAGAUAGAUUGAUACAGGGACAAGUGACAAGAGCCCAGGAGGCUGAGGAAAACUACCUCAUAAAACGGGAACUGGCCACCAUCAAACAGCAGAGUGAUGAGGCCAGUGCUAAACUGGAGCAGGCUGAAAAUACCAUCAGGAAGCUCCAGCACCAGCAGCAAUGGCAUAAAUGCAGUUCCAGCUACAAUGAAGAUUUUGUGCUACAGCUAGAGAAGGAAUUGGUUCAGGCCCGUCUGAGUGAAGCCGAGUCUCAGUGUGCACUAAAGGAGAUGCAGGAUAAAGUCCUGGACAUGGAGAAGAGAAACAACUCCUUUCCUGAUGAGAAUAACAUUGCAAGACUUCAGGAAGAACUCAUUGCUGUGAAACUGAGAGAAGCAGAAGCUAUUAUGGGUUUGAAAGAACUUCGACAACAAGUCAGAGAUUUGGAGGAGCACUGGCAGCGCCACUUAGCUCGUACUACUGGGAGAUGGAAAGACCCACCUAAGAAAAAUGCUGUGAAUGAGUUACAAGAUGAAUUGAUGACCAUUCGACUUAGAGAAGCAGAAACACAGGCAGAAAUAAGAGAAAUAAAACAGAGGAUGAUGGAAAUGGAAACACAGAACCAGAUCAAUAGUAACCAUCUUCGAAGAGCAGAACAGGAGGUGAUCAGUCUACAGGAGAAGGUGCAGUAUCUCUCUGGGCAGAACAAAGGACUACUUACUCAAUUAAGUGAAGCAAAGCGUAAACAAGCAGAGAUUGAAUGCAAGAACAAGGAAGAAGUGAUGGCUGUGAGACUCCGGGAAGCAGAUAGCAUAGCUGCUGUGGCUGAACUACAGCAGCACAUUGCUGAGCUUGAAAUACAGAAAGAAGAAGGAAAGCUUCAAGGACAGCUUAACAAGUCUGAUUCUAACCAGUAUAUUAGGGAACUGAAAGAUCAGAUAGCAGAGCUGAAUCAUGAGCUCAGAUGCCUAAAAGGCCAGAGGGGCUUCUCGGGCCAACCCCCUUUUGAUGGAAUCCACAUUGUCAACCAUUUAAUAGGAGAUGACGAAUCAGUCCAUUCCUCAGAUGAAGAUCUCAUAGAGAAUUCCUUACGGGAGAGUGGCAUUGGUUUUCCUUUGCACAGAAAGUCUGGCGCAAUGUCUUUGGACCCUGCUGUGACAGAUGGUAGUGAAAGCGAAACAGAAGACAGUGUGGUGGAGACCAGAAAGAGCAGUCAGGUGGCUCAAAAUGAACAGCCCCCAAGGAAAAGAGAAUCGUACUCGACCACUGUCUGACCAUCACUGUGAACCUAGACUGUGGAUAUUUUUUAAGGGAUCAGUUAUAUGAUUAAGGGUUUGGGGACAGAUCUGUUUCAUAUGUACAUAUAUGUAUUUUUCAAUCUUAUCUGCCUUUUUGUCUUUGCCAAACCUUCACCACUGACUGACCAUUGCCAUAAAGUAGACUGAAAUAUGGUUAAUGUGAAAAAUAAGGAUUCUAGCAGUAUUACUGAAUAUUAAUGUUUCAUGUAGAAAAUGCAAUUAUAUCUAUAUGUGAGAACCAUUUUGAAGUUCUGAACUAUGGAAAAUUUAAUUUUCUUCAAACAAAACUGUUCUUGUGCAAUAUUUUAUGCUCAGUUAACAUAUUGUAUAUUUUAUCAAUUUGCUUUCAGGGCAGCUGUCUACAAACAUUUGACCAAGACAUACAUCUGAUUUAUUUUGUGCUUUUGUGUUUGAGGGACUUUUUAUUUUUCUCAGUUGAAAUUACUGCUUUAUUAGUGGGCCACUGAAAGUUCCCAAACACAGUGUCUUUUUUCCAUAUAUAUAUUUUAAAUACAAAUUAAUGAUUUUCUGUCUUGAGAGUUUUAAGUUUUGUUUGAAUAUCUAAUUUUUAUGUGCAUAUGAUACUUCCAUAUAUUGUUUGUCAGAGCAGUAAGUUAACUACAAAUAUAUUGGGUUUUUGUACAUAAUUUAUAAAUCUGCAUCACCCAACAUUGAACAUCAUUUUAUAUGGAGAAUGUACAUGUUGCAAAAUGACUGCCUUUUGCAUUCUAACAGGACUUCUGUAAAUACAGAGUUAAAAGGAAAUUGAAAAUAAAACCAAACACUAAUAUUUUAAUAGCUUUAGUAUUUUGCUUAGCAUUCAACAGCAGCAGAUUCAUAACUGGUUGCUUGUUCAAAAACACUAUUGGUGAAGUCUUUUAACUUCAUAUGUAUGAAACUAAUAAAUUGUCCAUGAUUAAAGAGGUUAGAGCACACAUUACUUAGUGCUAAUAUUCUGCUUAAUAUAAAUUAAGCAAUGGACUAAAGUCCAAGAUACACAACAAUAAUAUCUGCAAAUAAUCUAUGAGUAUUAUCUUCAGAUUCUCUAAUUACUAAUCUAUAGAUAAAGCCAUAAGAGUUCUUUCCUACCAAUUCUUCCUAUUUUUUUAAAUCAUCUAGACUUUUUUUUCCUAGGAAAAUUACACUUACACUAUGGAAAAGACAACAAGAAUGUGUUAACUGGAUGCUGUCCACUCUUAUUUUCAGCAGCAGCCUAUGAAAAAUAGCCUUGGAGGGUAAAAGGGGUAGGUAGAAUUCAGUAUAUAUGGAGAUAUAAUUUUGCACAAUAUGUUACAAGCAGAAAAUAUAUAUAUUACAGAAUGGCAUAUAAGAGGCAAAAUUAGUUUUCUGUCUAAAGCCAGGAGUUAAGCCUUAUGCAUCUCCAUGGACUAGGUUCCUCCAGCAAGCCUUUUGUAGCUAUUCGCUUGGGAAAGGAGAUUGAAAAGAUGCAUCUGUGUCUGUAGCACCAGGUUAAAUUCUAGUGGUUAAGUAAUGUACUUGUGGUCACAAGUUAGUAAGUAGCAGAGCCACGAUUGUCAUUCAGAUCUCUCUGACACCAAAACAUUUGAAAAGGUUUAGCUAAUGAAUUCCUCGAUUCCCAGCUUUUCUGACCAAUUAAUGUGAUUUUAAAUAAGUUUAAAUCACAUUUCACAGCUUGUGAGUGUAGAUAUUACUACUAGAAUUGCCUGACUGGUGCUUUGGGGGUUCAUCACUGUCAGCCUAGAGGCUGUUGAUGCCUAAGUGAAAUGGGAUGAUUCAUGGCCACAUGAUUGCUUUGACACCCACAUCAAGAAAUCUGAAUGAUCUAGACCACAGGUCAGCAGCUAUGAGCCAAUUCCAGCCCGCUGCCUGUCUUUACAUGACCUACAAGUGAAGGGUAUUUUUUUACAUUUUCAAAUAAUUGAAGGGAAAAAAUCAAAAUAAUAUUUUGUCACAUGAAAUAUAAAUUUCAAAUUUUAGUAUUGAUAAAGUUUUAUUGAAUACUCAUUUUUAUCCAUUAUUUAUUGUCUGUGGCCACUACUAUUGUGUUACAUGGCAAAGCCGAGUAGCCUAAAUCAUCUACUGUCUGGCUCCUUAGAGAAAAAGUUGGCUGACCCUUGAUGUAGAUACUGUAAAAUGUAAGCUAGCUUCUUCAGUUUGUGUCAAUAAAAAAUCGGACCAUUGGCUUUUGCUGUUGAGGUAAUAGUUUAGAAACCUAAAAUUUCUUAGUGGAUCUUGUACUCAGAACUAUUCAAAAUGAAAAGUGUGCCAGCUGUUUUAUAUCAUGAAGUCUUUGACGCCAUAGACAAAUUUGGAAGGCUAUCUGUACCUUUGGAAAUGGAGAAAGAAAGAAUCCAGAAUCCCAGCUCUGCUCGUUAAAGUACGAGUGAUUGGCCUUUAGGGUAAGCUUCAUGGAGUCAGUGUUAUCAUUUGACUUUAAAAGAAAGAACACCUUUCUGUAAUCAUGUUUGAAUUCUUAACUUCAAAAGAUAUUCUUAGAGAAUUUCCUAAGUACUGUUUCUGGUUAGGAAUUAGGUAUUAAAAGAAUCAUGGUAAGUAAACUUUAAUCCGUUAAUACUCUUGUAAUUUGGACAAUAAAAAAUGAGAAACAGUCUUCCCAUUCAAGAUGUUCAAUUCAGAUAGUCCUUAGAAGAGUUCAAAAUCUUCCUGACCUUUCGGAUGCAAUAGUAUACUAUGCUCUGAUUUUACUCCAUUUCAUUCAAAUUAAAACUUAGAGACAUUAGACAGUGUUUUCUUGAUAGAUUUUAAUUAGCGUCUAGUAUUUUGUCAUUUAAAUGUUAUUCAGUUAAACAGAGUUGAGGAAUAUUGGGGCAGGGAGGAAGUGAAUGAAAUAAAUAUUUAAAAUUUUUUUAGAAUGUACUCCCUUGGUCUAGUCACCUUCCUAGUGUCAUUGCCAUCCUAGGCUGAAAGGCUGAGAGUAGAGGCUUACAAGUGAUCUGAAUAAAAUGGAAAUUGCAUUGAGGUAAUGAAACAGAACUUUUAGAUCAAAAUAUUUCAACAGCCUUUUAAAAAAUUAGUAGUAAAUUUUUCAUCCUGGAAAAAGUCAAAGAUGCAAUUUUCACAAUUUCUGCGUUUUUAUUGAUAAAUAUUAGGCACUCAGUGUUUGAUGACUUAAUUGAGACAUCAAAUCCCAACUAACUGGCUGGCUACUUUGGAAGAAAAAAAACCCCAACAACUUUUCUUGGCUCGAGAUGCAACUUGUUACUCUCCAGAUAGUGCCUUUGAUUGAAAACAAGGUCUAGACCUUUUAAAAUAUUUUAUUUCUGGCAUAAGAAAUUAUUUGGUUCCUCAGUUAUCCUUUAUCUUUUACAUAAUGCACUAUAAUCUUCAGCUUUAAAUAAGGAAGGUAUAUGAAUCGCAUUUUGGUAAACCCCUUUUAUGCCAGCUUGAUUAUUGUAGAAGUAGACUUCUACAGCUAACAUUUCACAAAUCAGUGAUUUACUUUUAUCGGAACAUUGAGCUUUAGCAAGAAAGUUCUUGAUGCUCUAUCAUUAACAAAACAGUAAGUUUUAAAAAUUAAUUUUAAGUAAUUUAAUUCAUUCUACUGAAAUUAAAAUUUCUGGUUAAAAGUUAAGUGGAUGCUAUUUAUAAUCCAAGUUUUUACAUCACAUCCAUUGAUCUACCUGUUCCCUCUUUUCACUCCAAAGAAGACAUGAUAGAAUAAUACAUUAGGUAUACUAUAGAGAUGCAGAAUUAUAAUGUAUUUCAUUUUACUGUUGGAAUUUCUUAUUGUAACAUUGUAUGAUAACCCGAAAUAUUUACUUGUGCCUUUGCUUUAAACAAUUAAAGUUUUUCAUUUUAUAAGAA